UUGUGUCACCCUGCGUGUGCCGUUCCGCCGCUUUCAUUUAGCUUUCCGUGCUCACCUUCUAUCAAUCUGAGGCCGAGAAGCGGAAGAAAGGUGGCGAAGGGGUGGGGGGGCGGUUGGGACGAAAAGACGAAACCCGCGCGAUGUCAUUGAAAUAAAAGAGAGAAACCUCCCCUUCGUCGGCGGCGGCGCAAAAAAAGGGCGGAGUCUCCGGAGUGACAACACCGGCACCCUCGCCUCGGCGGAUCGGCAGCCCGAUCCUGAGCCCGUCCUUGGUGGGAGAGAAAGUGGAGGCAGGACGUGAAGGAUGUGACUCCUGCCAUGGACUAACCGUCCCCCUCCCUCGUGAAACAGCUAGCUGUUUUAUGACUAACGCGAGCGCGUUUUGUCUUUCCCUGCGCGACUGCCACCGUUUCCGCAUUGUAAGCACGCGAAGCAAGCGCGGAGCCCUGUCCGACGACGACGGCAGCGUGUUCCGGAGGCCUCCAGCCGGCGGCACCGCGGUGGGAUCCGUGCCCGCUUCAGCGGGCUUCGUUCCGCGCUUCUGGCUGAUGCCCAGCUCCGACCGGGACCCGCCGCGGCCCGAUGACGCUCAUCGCGGGAACACAUGAAAGUUUGUGUCGCGGCUCGGCGGCGCCGUUCGCGGCCCUGACGGCGGACAGGAAGUGAAGGCUGUGUCAUUUUCAAGCAAUGGGAUUCCAGAUGAACUGAAGAGUGUUUCAUCCAGAAGCACAAAGCCAGGAGGCAAAGAGAACAAAACAGAGUCAUAGGAGGGCUCGGCAUUGUGGGAAACCGGAUCAGUCCAGCCACCAGCAUUAUCUGCCCUUUGACCGAGUGAGAGAACACCCAGUCAUGUGCAAUAAACUACUGGAGUGUAGGGAUGUGGUGGCCCCUUGGCUCAACAUCCCUAGGACUACCUUGUUUGUAAUGGGGUUUAUGGUGGCGGUUGCUGCCCAUCUCAGCUGGGCUGAGAGGCAAGGUGGGGUGCUUGGUGUGGGGGUUGGGCAGUUGGAGGCCUCCAUGCAUUCCUCCAUCCUCUCAGGCAUGAUGGAUGCCGUGCCUGCUGUGGGGGUUCUGUCUACUGCUGCUGCCCUCCCAGAUUCUUCAGCUGUCGUCGGCCAGGUUUUUCAGAUGAAGGUUCCGGCGGAGUCAGCCGAUGCCAACGCUGUGGUGAAGAUAACAGAGGCUGGCAAAGAUUCUUUACCAGCUUGGUUACACUGGGAUGUGGACAGUUCUACCCUUCAAGGCAUCCCACUGGCACAGGACAAGGGAGUCUACUAUGUUUCUGUAUCUGUCUCCCAGACGAUUGGCAAUGAAAGUCACGUUGUACGCAGUGCCGACGUUUUCUCCAUUGACGUGCGUCCUGAAGAAUAUGCUGACAGUGAACCUGUUCAGUUAGCUCUGCCAUCUGCUGACAACUAUGUCCAGCCUUUUAUUUGUGGCAGUGAUGAGCCUGUCACAGUUCUUACUGUCAUCCUGGAUGCAGAUCUCACCAAGAUGGACUCCCUACAACGAGUUACCCUGCUGAAGAAUAUGAAGAAGUUUUCUGGUGUAGGUCUGCAGCACAUGAAGGUUUUGCCUGUUGUUAAUAAUCGCCUUUUCGACAUGUCUGCCUUCAUGGCUGGGCCUGGCAAUGCUAAAAAGGUGGUUGAAAAUGGGGCCUUACUGUCUUGGAAGUUGGGUUGUGCUCUUGACCAGACAAGUGUUCCUAACAUUAGCAGUGUCCAGAUCCCUGCUAAGGAGGGAACAAUGUCUGCUCAACUGGGGUUCCCUGUUGUUGGGUGGCACAUUGCCAACAAGAAACCCCAUGUGCCUAAACGGGUUAGGCGGCAGCUGUACAAUACUCCAACACCUGUUCCCUCUUUGAUUCCCCCAACAACAUACCCAGAACCACCUGUGCGCGUUGUACCAACACCAACAUCCCCUUUUAUUGCCUCCAGUACUGACCAGUCAGCCCCUCCUGUUCGAGGCCCUGUGCCUUUACCUGUGAGGCCAACCAACAAGUUCAGGGACCCUAUUGCGCAUACACCCACCUUGGGGCCUCAGCAGCCAACAAGGAUCAUGGACACCACUAGCACCAUCCCUAUCCAGCCCACUUUAACAAGACCUGUGUACGUUGAGGCUACGGCUUCAGUGACACCAGGAACUGCCACCACGAAGAGACCCAAACCCGCGACGACAAGGAAGCCCAAGAAACCGAAGACCACCCCAGUGCCCAGGGACCCAAAAAGCACUACUGCUAAAGCCCCUAAACGAACUACGCCUCUGUUAGUUGUGCCAGAGCCUGAGAAUGAGAAUCCACGGUUGCAUAACCCAAUAGAUGAAGUAAUUGCUUGGGUAGGGAUCUACUUUGAGGUGAAAAUUCCCUCUGACACAUUCUUCGACAAGGAGGACGGCACCACAGACAAGCUUAGAUUAACUCUACGGAUGAAUCACAAUGAAGUAGUUGGAGAGGGUUCAUGGAUACAAUUCAAUACCACCAGCCAACUCCUGUAUGGUCUACCAGACAAGCAGCAUGUGGGAAAACAUGUAUUUUUCAUGCAGGCAACAGACAAAGGCGGCCUGAGUACCACUGAUGCCUUUGAAGUCCAUGUAAACCAGUGGGCAUCCAGUGACAAGUCUCCUGUCCUUUUUGUUGCCCGUUUCCAAGGUGAGCCCGUGGCUGUUACUAAUGAUAUUCACAAGAAGAUACUGCUGGUUAAGAAGCUGGCAUACUCCCUAGGCGACCGCAACAGUAGCACAGUCUUGUUGAAAAACAUCACAAAGGGAUCCAUAGUAGUGGAAUGGACUAACAGUAGCUUACAACAGAACCCUUGUCCCAAAGAGCAGAUUGAAGACCUGAGUCGUAGGAUCUCGGACAGCCAAGGUCGGCCCUCCGUAAUUUUCAACGGUGCAAUGGAGCCAGAAUUCACACCGAUUAACAUCACAGUACAAGGUGUGGGUAGCUGCCGGAGAUACAGCUUCGUGCCCCCAGGAGAGAUCUCAAUACCUCCCCCCCCAGCUGUCACACCAUCGGUCGGCAUUGGACACCAGAGUGCUGAUGAUGUGUACUUGCACACGGUCAUCCCAGCAGUGGUGGUGGCUGCCAUUCUGCUUAUUGCUGGAAUCAUUGCCAUGAUCUGUUACCGCAAGAAGCGCAAGGGUAAACUCACUAUUGAGGACCAGGCCACCUUCAUCAAAAAGGGUGUACCAAUUAUUUUUGCUGAUGAGCUGGAUGACUCCAAACCUCCUCCCUCUUCCAGCAUGCCCCUUAUCCUGCAGGAAGAAAAGCCCCCCUUGCCUCCACCAGACUACCCCAACAUGGUCAGUCAAGAGACAACUCCUCUAAAUCAGGACCUUCUAGGAGAAUAUACAGCUCUGCGUGACGAGGACCCUAAUGCACCCCCAUACCAACCACCUCCACCCUUUGCUACCCCAAUGGAAGGGAAAGGUUCACGCCCAAGGAACAUGACACCUUACAGAUCUCCACCUCCUUAUGUGCCACCCUAAGGUUCAUGGAAACCUGUAAAGGAGGGCAAGAAGGGACUAAAGAGGUUCCAUGCCAGUGCAAUUUUUGGAAGUAGCUGGGGAUGGGCAUGUAUAGAAAUUGAUAUGGGAGUGGGAUGAGGGUUGGAUUUUGCAAGGAGGAUUUCACUGGAAGAAAGGAGAAAAAGAAUAAUGUAGUAGAUAGAGGCCUGUAAGAGUUGCCAUUAUAAAUGCCAAUCAAGUUGCUCUUUGCCUUUUACUAUUUUUU
Messenger RNA from Scleropages formosus (Asian bonytongue), 3730 nucleotides. Its product is annotated as dystroglycan-like. Bases 850 to 3486 code for a protein of 878 amino acids. The transcript is spliced from 3 exons. The record is from RefSeq and is a predicted model, not a curated record. Gene Ontology annotation, biological process: morphogenesis of an epithelium; axon guidance; muscle attachment. Gene Ontology annotation, molecular function: calcium ion binding; laminin binding. Lineage: Eukaryota; Metazoa; Chordata; Actinopteri; Osteoglossiformes; Osteoglossidae. Gene Ontology annotation, cellular component: sarcolemma; dystrophin-associated glycoprotein complex; basement membrane.